Fukomys damarensis (Damara mole-rat) is the source of this 1350-nucleotide messenger RNA. RefSeq names its product keratin, type I cytoskeletal 27. Gene Ontology annotation, molecular function: structural molecule activity. The record is from RefSeq and is a predicted model, not a curated record. The coding region runs from base 1 to 1350 and encodes 449 amino acids. NCBI's taxonomy places the organism in Eukaryota, Metazoa, Chordata, Mammalia, Rodentia, Bathyergidae. Gene Ontology annotation, biological process: intermediate filament organization; hair follicle morphogenesis. The transcript is spliced from 8 exons.
AUGCCUGUGAGCUUCUCCUCUGCAUCCAAGCGGCUGGGCUCCCCCGGGCGGCUGUCCGGGGGGCGCCCCAGCUUCCAGGCUGGAAAGCCCUGUGGAGUCACAGGCACCGGGAGUGGCUUCUCGUGCGCCCUUGGGGGCAGCUGGUCUGCAGGGGCGCUGGGCACCGGAAGUGCCCCUUGUGCUGUCUUGGAUGGCACCGAGCAUGGCCUGCUGUCCGGCAACGAGAAGGUGACCAUGCAGAACCUCAACGACCGCCUGGCCUCCUACCUGGACAAGGUGCGCGCGCUGGAGGAGGCCAACGCCGACCUGGAGGUGAAGAUCAAGGGCUGGUACGACAAGUUCGGGCCCGGCUCCUGCCGCGGCCUGGAUCGUGAUUAUAGUAGAUACUUUCCGAUCAUUGAUGACCUUCAGAACCAGAUAAUUUCCAUGACCGCGAGUAACUCCAAUGUUGUGCUGCAAAACGAUAAUGCAAGCCUGGCCACCGAUGACUUCAGGUUGAAGUAUGAAAACGAGCAGGCCCUCCACCAGAGCGUGGAGGCCGACCUCAACGGGCUCCGGCGAGUGCUGGACGAGCUGACCCUGUGCAGGGCCGACCUGGAGAUCCAGCUGGAGAGCCUCACGGAGGAGCUGGCCCACCUCAAGAGGAGCCACGAGGAGGAAAUGAAGGCGCUGCAGUGCGCGGCCGGGGGCAACGUGAACGUGGAGAUGAACGCGGCCCCCGGCGUGGACCUCACGGUGCUGCUGAGCAACAUGCGGGCCGAGUACGAGGCGCUGGCGGAGCAGAACCGCAGGGACGCCGAGGCCUGGUUCAGCAAGAAGAGCGCCUCCCUGCAGCAGCAGAUUUCUGAAGACAGCGGAGCUGCCACGUUGGCCAGGAACGAACUUCUGGAGAUGAAACGCAUCGCACAAGGACUGGAGAUUGAACUGCAGUCCAGCGUAGCCUUGAAACACUCGCUGGAGUGUUCCCUGAGCGAGACCGAGGGCCACUACUGCUCGCAGCUGGCCCAGAUCCAGGCGCAGAUCGGGGCCCUGGAGGAGCAGCUGCACCAGGUCAGGACGGAGACCGAGGGCCAGAAACUGGAGUACGAGCAGCUGCUGGACGUCAAGGUGCACCUGGAGAAGGAAAUCGAGACUUACUGCCGCCUCAUAGACGGGGACGAGGGAUCUUGUCUCAAAUCACAAGGCCAGGGAGGACCAGGAAGCCAGAUAAAAGAUGCGUCUAACCCGGCCAUUGUUAAGACGAUUGUUGAAGAAAUAGAUCCUUGUGGCAGUGUUUUCCGGUCCAGAAUUCACACCAUCGAAGAGAGACCUGGCAAAGUCAGCCCAAGCGAACAGAGGGUGCCUUCCUGA